UCCGGCUUUCCGUAAACGGGCUCUGCUAUCGCUUACAGUCAAACUGCAUAGACUUCUGUAGUCCGUGCUACUUAAGUUCGCAGAACGAUGACAACGACUGCAUAGUUAAUUGAUAUUGCGGAGAUUUGACGUUAAAUGGUUACACGAUGGGAUCUAAAAACAGAAGUUACAACUCUCUGAAAAAAACUGAAUUGGUCGUUUUAGUUUGCAUAAUAUGUCUGUUAACGUUACCUAAUAUAAGUUGUCAAACCCAGAACACCGGUAUGGCAAAUGUAAUAUCAGAAAGAAAAGCAGAAGAAGACCACAGACAGGAUAGUGCCGAUCUUCUCAUUUUUAUUAUGCUUCUAACGCUAACCAUUUUAACAAUAUGGCUCUUCAAGCAUCGCCGUUUCAGGUUUUUACAUGAAACAGGACUGGCAAUGAUCUAUGGCUUGUUGGUUGGUGUGAUACUACGUUUUGGGGUGCAUGGACAAAGGGAUCUUAACAAUGUCACUUUGAGCUGUGCCAUGACUUCCAGUCCAGCCACCAUACUGGUCAAUGUCAGUGGUCAGUUUUACGAGUACACACUGAAGGGUGAAGUACGAGAUACUGAUGGGCAAGAUGUCCCAGAUGCUGAAAUGCUGAAGAAGGUCACCUUUGACCCAGAGAUUUUCUUCAAUAUCCUGCUGCCUCCCAUAAUCUUUCAUGCAGGCUACAGCCUGAAAAGGAGGCAUUUCUUCAGAAAUCUGGGCUCUAUUCUGUCUUAUGCUUUUGUGGGCACAGCCAUCUCAUGCAUUGUCAUUGGGUUGUUACUGUAUGGCUGUGUCGCUUUUAUGAAAGCUGUAGGCCAAAUUCAAGGGGACUUUUUCUUCACCGAUUGCCUUUUCUUUGGUGCCAUAAUCUCUGCCACAGAUCCAGUGACAGUUCUUGCCAUAUUUAAUGAGCUGAAGGUGGACGUGGACCUUUACGCGUUGCUGUUUGGGGAGAGCGUUCUUAAUGAUGCUGUGGCCAUCGUUUUGUCCUCAUCUAUUAUAGCUUACCAGCCAGCAGGAGAUAACAACCACACAUUUGAUGGUAGUGCCAUGCUGAAGUCUAUUGGUGUGUUCCUGGUUGUCUUCAGUGGAUCCUUUGCCCUUGGAGUGAUUACUGGUGUUAUGACCUCUCUCGUCACCAAGUUCACCAAGCUGCACGAGUUUCCCCUGCUGGAGACGGGCCUGUUCUUCCUCAUGUCCUGGAGCACCUUCCUGCUGGCCGAGGCCUGUGGAUUCACAGGUGUUGUAGCUGUGCUUUUCUGCGGAAUGACUCAGGCCCACUACACGUACAACAACCUCUCAGACGAGUCCAAGGACAGGACCAAACAGCUUUUUGAGUUGCUGAAUUUCCUGGCUGAAAACUUCAUCUUCUCUUACAUGGGCUUGACUUUAUUCUCCUUCCAGUAUCAUGUAUUCAACCCCCUCUUCAUUCUGGGAGCAUUUCUCGCUGUGUUUCUUGGCCGGGCAGCAAAUAUCUAUCCUCUCUCCUUCCUGCUCAACCUUGGCCGCAAAAACAAGAUCAGCUCCAAUUUCCAGCAUGUCAUGAUGUUUUCAGGUCUGCGUGGGGCCAUGGCGUUCGCCCUGGCCAUCCGGGACACCACAACGUACGCCCGGCGGAUGACGUUCUCCAGCACCCUCCUCAUCGUCUUCUUCACCGUGUGGGUGUGUGGGGGUGGCACCACUCAGCUGCUGUCCUUCAUGAACAUUCGUGUGGGGGUGGAUUCAGACCAAGACAAUCCUAUCACUGGUGUGGACGGGAUCGAGAGGAGGGGUGUCAGACAUGAGGGAGCCUGGCCCUUCAGGAUGUGGCACUCCUUUGACCACAAGUACCUGAAGCCAUUUCUGACACACAGUGGACCACCACUCACCACCACACUGCCCACGUGCUGUGGACCUCUGGCACGUUGUCUCACCACUUCACAGGCCUACCAGAGCGGAGGUGGCCUACAUGAUGAGGACUCUGAGCUGAUUGGCAACGAGGGCAUGGGCAGCCCCAUGUACACUGACACAGCUAUCAGCGCUGUUACGCGAAGCAGCUCCUCCAACCACUUAUAUGGACCCAAAGUGCCUUCUGGUUAAGCAAAAGAUGAGUUCCUAUUAUGAGUUACAUCCUGCUACGACCUACUGACAAAUACUGGACGUGAUCCCUCCCAGCCUUUUUAACACCCUUGCUGCCAGAUUUUGAGGCCAACCCCUAGAUGUGUAUAGGGUAAGCAAUAAGUGUGUGAUAUUCCUGUUGUUUCAGGAUUUUAUGUUAUUUAGGUUUUUUUUAGCUUGUUUUUAAUCGUACCUUAAAACACUACACUUAGGAAGUAUUAAUGGUAAGACUCCUUGAAAGUGAGUCAUCUAGCCAAUUCAUGUUAAAGCCAACAACAGUUAUUAUACCUCCACAUUUUAAUAUAGACACUAAAUUAUUUGUGAGAAUUAAUUUCUAUUCUGGAUUAGGAUUUCUGUAUAUUUGUGCACUGUUGUGUUUGUGUGUGGUGUGUGUGCGUAAGUAUUUAUUUUACAUAUUUAUUUGUCUCAUCCACUGGUGAAUUUGUGUUUCUUUGUCACUUCUAUCCCGUGUUACUGUUAGAGUUACUGUUUCUUUCCUUGGUAUUUAAUGUUUGGAAAGAUAAAGAGUGUUUCUAGUGAUUUUGCCAAGAGGCAACAGGGGUAGUGAGAUUAACCCUGUGUUACAGCCAAGUACUUUAUUUUUUGUCUGUGCAAUGAUAAAGCCAAACUGUGCACCUGCACUAAGUGCCUAAUGCUGUAUUGUCUAACCUCACUUCACAAAUAGGGUCAUGUCCAAAUGACUUAUAAGAGAUUACUUUGUACACUAAUGAGACUUGUCCUGUAAAGUCACUGAUUAAACGUUUUAUGCACUUUG
This is a messenger RNA of Alosa alosa (allis shad), 2883 nucleotides long. It is a transcript of the gene slc9a6b, whose product is annotated as solute carrier family 9 member 6b. NCBI's taxonomy places the organism in Eukaryota, Metazoa, Chordata, Actinopteri, Clupeiformes, Clupeidae. The record is from RefSeq and is a predicted model, not a curated record. The transcript has 16 exons. Gene Ontology annotation, biological process: sodium ion transport; proton transmembrane transport; regulation of pH. The coding region runs from base 147 to 2090 and encodes 647 amino acids. Gene Ontology annotation, cellular component: membrane; recycling endosome. Gene Ontology annotation, molecular function: sodium:proton antiporter activity.